UCCGGUGGUGGUGGUGUAAGCUUCCCGGCGCUGGCAUGGGGCUCCCCCUGGCUCCUCCAGCUCCAGUGCUCUAGCAUAGCUCCGCGUGUCUUGUGAACAGGAAUGUCUCGCAGGGACUGAGUGCCCUGCCUCCAGUAAGUUAUUUAUGUCCUUCGCAGUUCCAAACGAAGCCAUUAAGCGGUGACCUGAUUGACAGGCUAGACUCCACCCCUCCUCAAAUUGAUGAUAUGCCCUGCUCUCUGACCUUGAGACCACCACCUCACACAUGCCGAGGGCAGGGCCUUCCAAAGACCGGCCCCCUGAGCCACUCACCCCUCCCCUGCCCUACGACCACCGGACCCAGGCAGGGCCUGGGGAGUCUUCAGGUGCGUCUGGGGACAAGGACCAUCUGUACAGUCUCCCACCUGUUUCCCAGUACGGUGUGCAAGCCUCGGUCCCCAAAGUCUGCGGCCUCUGCGGCCCCUCCGUUCUCCUCUUCCAGUGGCGUCUUGGGCACUGGGCUCUGUGAGCUGGACCGAUUGCUGCAGGAACUUAAUGCCACCCAAUUCAACAUCACAGAUGAAAUUAUGUCUCAGUUUCCAUCCAGCAAAACAGCUGCGGGGGAGCCAAAAGAGGACCCAGUGGACGAUAAGAAAAGGCCCAGCAUUCCCUCCAGCCCAUCCUCUGCCCUGGCAAAGCCUUCAGCCACAUCAGCAACCCUGGAGCUGGACAGGCUGAUGGCCUCACUGUCUGACUUCCGUGUCCAGAACCAUCUUCCAGCCUCCGGGCCAACACAGCCUCCGGGGUCAAGUGCUGUGAACGAGGGCUCCCCGUCCCCGCCAGGACCAGCCAGUAAGGGCAGCUUAGACACCAUGCUGGGGCUACUGCAGUCGGACCUCAGCCGCCGUGGGGUUCCCACCCAGGCCAAGGGCCUCUGUGGCUCCUGCAAUAAGCCCAUUGCUGGGCAGGUGGUGACGGCCCUGGGUCGCGCUUGGCACCCGGACCACUUCGUCUGCGGUGGCUGUUCCACGGCCCUAGGGGGCAGCAGCUUCUUUGAGAAGGAUGGGGCUCCCUUCUGCCCGGAAUGCUACUUUGAGCGCUUCUCGCCAAGAUGCGGCCUCUGCAACCAGCCCAUCCAACACAAAAUGGUUACGGCCUUGGGCACCCACUGGCACCCGGAGCACUUCUGCUGCGUCAGCUGCAGGGAGCCCUUCGGGGACGAGGGUUUCCACGAGCGGGAGGGCCGCCCCUACUGUCGCCGAGACUUCCUGCAGCUGUUCGCGCCGCGCUGCCAGGGCUGCCAGGGCCCCAUCUUGGAUAACUACAUCUCGGCGCUCAGCGCGCUCUGGCACCCAGACUGCUUCGUCUGCAGGGAAUGCUUCGCGCCCUUCUCAGGAGGCAGCUUUUACGAGCACGAGGGUCGCCCGCUGUGCGAGAACCAUUUCCACGCGCGGCGCGGCUCGCUGUGCGCCACGUGUGGCCUCCCCGUCACGGGUCGCUGCGUGUCGGCCUUGGGGCGCCGCUUCCACCCGGACCACUUCACCUGCACCUUCUGCCUGCGCCCGCUCACCAAGGGCUCCUUCCAGGAGCGCGCCGGCAAGCCUUACUGCCAGCCCUGCUUCCUCAAGCUCUUCGGCUGACCGCCCCGGGCUCCCCGAGACCCCCAGGCCCGCAAAGACCCCCCAGGCCCGGCUCCUGGAGCUUGGCCUUCCCCGGGAGCCUCCCUUCCCCUGUAAGGCCGCACUCAAUGGGGAGACUGCCCCUGCACACCCAUAGGGGAGGGCCCACUGGAGUUGGAUUCCAUCCCAGAGGAUAGGGGAGCUGGCCUUUCCGACAAGUCCAAGGUCAAGACGGGACAUCCCUGCGCCCUCACCAUUCUGUGCACCUUUUUCUACCUACAUAAACACCUUCCACGCUUC
Echinops telfairi (small Madagascar hedgehog) is the source of this 1898-nucleotide messenger RNA. RefSeq names its product transforming growth factor beta 1 induced transcript 1 (gene TGFB1I1). Lineage: Eukaryota; Metazoa; Chordata; Mammalia; Afrosoricida; Tenrecidae. The transcript has 11 exons. Gene Ontology annotation, cellular component: filamentous actin; stress fiber; Z disc. Bases 228 to 1619 code for a protein of 463 amino acids. Gene Ontology annotation, biological process: muscle structure development; actin cytoskeleton organization. Gene Ontology annotation, molecular function: muscle alpha-actinin binding; actin binding. The record is from RefSeq and is a predicted model, not a curated record.